This is a messenger RNA of Chelonus insularis, 811 nucleotides long. RefSeq lists its product as uncharacterized. The transcript is spliced from 4 exons. Gene Ontology annotation, biological process: positive regulation of voltage-gated potassium channel activity; sleep; regulation of synaptic transmission, cholinergic. The coding region runs from base 64 to 522 and encodes 152 amino acids. Lineage: Eukaryota; Metazoa; Arthropoda; Insecta; Hymenoptera; Braconidae. The record is from RefSeq and is a predicted model, not a curated record.
GAGACGACGCCCAAUGAAUGACGUCAGGUGUUCGUGGAGUUGUAAAGCCACAACAAUGCCACCAUGAUCUCUCACAGAUUUUUAAUUAUCUUAAUUGCUAUUGUAUGCUUUUUAAAGGGAUCUAAAGCUAUCCAAUGCUAUCAGUGCAGUACGGACACAGAUCCAAAAGGUGAAGAUCUUUGUGGUGCUUACAAUGGCUUUGAUAAAGAACGACACAUUGCAAUUGAUUGCACUAAUGGAGACUCGAAAAUGCCUGGGUCAUUUUGUGUGAAAGAGGUACAACAAAGUGCACGUGGAUUUAUUUGGGAUGGAAGAUGGAGACAAGUGAUCCGAAGAUGCGCAUCAGUAGCGGAUACAGGGGUAACUGGAGUUUGCAACUGGGGUGUUAAUGAGAAUGGAGUCUUCUGGCAACGAUGCUACUGUUCACAAGACCAAUGCAAUGGUGCUACGACAUUGUCAUCGUCUCUAGCAAUAACCAUUUUCAUAUCGAUCGUUAUUGUUUCGAGAUAUUUGCUAACAUAGACAAAGGAAUCUCAAAGAAUUCCAUUAUUAGAACAAAAAAUAUCUAUUGUGAGAUUUGAUAUUUAUAAUUACAAGAUAUCAAAAUGAAAUUUUUUACUGUGUUCAAAGAACUUUUUUAUUAAUUAUAAAAAAAAUUCCAAUAUAUAAAAAAAAUGUUGGAAAUAUAUUUACAAAUUAAAUUGUUAUAAUAAGUACUCUGAAUUACCAAUGGAUUUCAGUUAUAAAUCUGAAAUUUUAUUAAUUCAUGUCUUGUAACUAACGAUUCCGUCCAUUAAAGUUCAAAGAUUAG